GAUUGUCACCGCACAUUCUCUGGUAUCCAAUUUUCAUCAUAAACUCAAAAAACGACAAGCAGAUUUGAUAGACUUUAAUGAGCAGUGUACAGCAGUAUUCUCAACAAUGGACGUGAGCUGUUUGACGAACAUUUACUCCCUUGUGGAAACAUACAAGAAUGUAGAGAAAGAAGCAGUGAAAUCUUGGGGGUCACAGUGUCAGGAUAACAUCUACGAUUGUUUAUCUAGUCCUGAUGGAGAAACUGGACAGGUAAUCGAAUACUUCAAAGUGCUGCUGCCUCAAGUUAAGGCACUGUGCGCUCAGGGAUGCAUGGUUCCCAUCAUUGAUCUUAUCCACUCUUGUUUGAAACAGGAAGCGUUGGACGAAAUUGGAUUAUCAAGAUCCGAAACAGAAGAUAUAUUUGAUUUGAUGUGCAUACAGGAAGAUAGCUCAGAUAACGGGCAAGAGGGCGAGUACUGUAUGAUAAAAGCCAUGACAACUGCUUCCUAUUUAUACCAGGCUAAUCAAAUAAAGAAUUGUAAUCUAGAUGCCAUUGAUCUGACCUCGUGUGGGCAGGAUGCCAACAACGAACUUUGUACAUGUGACAAGAACUGUACCACGCUAAUGAAGAGUGGUAAUGCUCUAAUGGGGUGUUGCAUGGGUACACUCUUAGAUUUGGAGAACGCUUUCAAUAUGUCUCAUCCGGACUCUACCGACAUCUUAAACCCUGGCAGUCAACUAAUGCAACUAUGUGGAGUAACUCCUGGUGAUUCGUGUAAGACAUCUAAACAAGUAAUAGCGGACCAGAAGCAGCAGUAUGCCGAGUGUGCCGGCACUCUGCAAAAGAACGAGGAGUCUGAGUGUAUAAGCCUGGAGAGGGAGACACAUACCUCGUAUCUGUUAGACAUGCAGAAUAUCAACAAGUCCUGUAAGAAGUUCAAGAAUAUCAACCAGUGCCGAAAUUCAACGGCAGAAAUAAAAAUCAACGAGGAUCUGCUGUUAGUGAUGUCAAAGCUUAAUAACCAUUGUACCGAGUGUGGACCUGAAUUAGCUGGAAUCAAGGACAAUUGUACGGUGUUUUUGCCUGAAGAGGCAAAAAUGGUAUUUGAGAUGAUGUGCUUAACUAACUCUGAUCUGGAACACUGUGGACCAAGAGUUAUAGUAUACGAGGCUGAACAGGAACGGCUUGACCUUAACUCCAAUCCUUGUUUCAAGGGCUUCAUGCCACAAGUUCAGAACCAAUGCAGUGACGAGUGUGUCAAGGAGGUGGAGCUUAUGAACAAAUACGACGUUCUCAACUGCUUCGAUGCACUGAUGGAGUACGCUGUUGUAGAUCAAUCAUGGCAGCUGUGGCACAAGAACUGUGUACACAAACCUGGCGUACAGGUCCAAAACAAGAUAAAUAUGACUACUGGAUACGACUACUCGAUAGGUGGCGAUGGUAACAAUGAGAAAGGGCCUAGUGCUAUAAGUAAAAGUGGUGAGGGAGACGGCAAGACAUCUCUUUGGAAGACGGUCGCCUACACGUUUGUUGGUACAGUACUCCUGGCAUUUGUUGUGGUGGGUGUGGUCAUGCUCGUAUACAAACGACACGUGGUCCUGAACAUGUUUGGUUACAACAAAUUCGGAGGAGUGGAGGACAACAACUUGAUUACGGACGUCCAUAUGGAGGACACCAUGUGUUCGGACUACGACGAGGACCGGGGGGAGAACUACUACGAUUAACAUGGAUUUGUUUGCACGUGCAACGUGUUGACUCGCACAUCGGGAAUUUGUUUGCACGUGCAUAGUUUUUAUUCGCAUCUCAACUUAUAAGAGU
Bolinopsis microptera is the source of this 1799-nucleotide messenger RNA. RefSeq lists its product as uncharacterized. NCBI's taxonomy places the organism in Eukaryota, Metazoa, Ctenophora, Tentaculata, Lobata, Bolinopsidae. The record is from RefSeq and is a predicted model, not a curated record. Bases 107 to 1705 code for a protein of 532 amino acids. The transcript has 19 exons.